Molecule: messenger RNA, 4711 nt
Organism: Clupea harengus (Atlantic herring)
Lineage: Eukaryota; Metazoa; Chordata; Actinopteri; Clupeiformes; Clupeidae
Gene: itga1
Product: integrin alpha-1
Exons: 18
Biological process (GO): cell-matrix adhesion; cell adhesion mediated by integrin; cell-cell adhesion
Cellular component (GO): integrin complex; external side of plasma membrane
Molecular function (GO): integrin binding
Source: RefSeq, a predicted model, not a curated record
UUUCAUCAGUGUGAUUCAUCUUAUUUCAUCAGUGUGAUUAAUGUCUGUCUGUUUUCCUCUGGCCAGAUCGGUUCCUACUUUGGCAGCGUGCUGCAGACGGUGGAUGUGGACAUGGACUCCUACACAGACCUGCUCCUGGUCGGGUCCCCCAUGUACAUGGGCUCCGAGAGGGACGAGCAAGGUCAGGUGUACGUCUUCAAACUGAACAAGGACGGCAAGUUUGAGCCGGAGAUGACCCUGAAGCCCGAGCCCCAGGCCUGCGCCAACAACAUCGCCAUCAAGAACGAGCCCUGCGGCGCCCGCUUCGGCACGGCCAUCGCCGCCAUCCCAGACCUCAACCUGGACGGCUGGGCGGACGUGGUGAUCGGCUCGCCGCUGGAGAACGACCACAGAGGGGCGGUGUACAUCUACCAUGGCAACAAGCAGAAGACUCUCAAAGAGAAGUAUGUGCAGCGCAUCGCUGCUGGAGGGGAUGGUAAAAAAGUGAAGUUUUUUGGUCAGUCCAUCCACGGAAUCAUGGAUUUGAAUGACGAUGGCAUCAUUGACGUCACCAUCGGAGGUCUGGGUGGAGCAUCUCUUUACUGGUCUCGAGAUGUCGCCGAGCUCCACGCCAACAUGACCUUCAACCCGAGAAAGAUCAACCUCCAGCAGCCAUCUUGUGAGGAGCCUGACAAAAAUGCUUGUGUGAAGAUCAAAACCUGCUUCUCCUACAAGGUCAAAUCUGACAAGGGGACGAACCUAACGACUGUGAUCCGGUAUGGGCUGCUCCUGGAUUCUCUGAGGUCUUCACCCCGAGGGAAGUUCAUCCGCACGGACCUCAAGUCGCUGCUGGUCAACAUCAACAUCAGCAUCACGGACGCCCUGUGCACUGAGCACACCUUCUACAUGUUGGACGAGCCGGACUUCAGAGACCCCAUCAUGGUUUCGCUGGACUUUGGCUUGGCUGACCCAGACAACGGCCCGGUCAUGGACGGAAACUUACCCACGUCCAUCAACAAGACGAUCCCCCUUGUCGACUGUGGAAAUGAAGACAUCUGCAUUGCAGACCUGCACCUCACCGCGACACCUAGCAGAACAAGUAUGUUCAUCAAGGCAAACCAGGAGAAAUUCAAUGUCAGCAUCUAUGUUAAGAACAGCAAGGACCAUGCAUACAACACUAAAGUGAGCUUGAGCUACUCAGAAAACAUCAACUAUGUCAAAGUGGAGUCUAUCAGUGGGGUUAACAGGAACACCGUGUGUCAACCCAACAACACUAGAGUGGUCUGUGCUGUGGGCUAUCCGUUCCUCAAGGCAAACACAGAGGAGGCGUUCCGCAUCCAUUUCGAGGUGAAUCCUGCUCACGUGCGGAAGGACAUUUCAAUCCAUGUGGUGGCAACGACUGACAGUGAGGAGUCUGAAUCAACUCUCCAUGACAACCAGGUGCACAUCACCCUCCCUGUGGUCUACGAGGCGAGACUCAAGUUCACUGCAACUAAGUACAUGAAAGAGGAAAACAUUGUCAUAAAGGAGGGAGAGACUUUUCCCAGCGUAUUCAACCACACCAGUGCGAUUGGUGACGAGAUGAAAGUUAGCUACACGAUUGAAAAGGAGGCGAAUGUGGAGAUUCCUGACCUCAGGCUCACAGUGAAGUAUCCACAGACAUCGCCCUACAAGAACAUGCUCCUCUACCUCACCCAUGUCUCGUCGUCUGAGGGUGUGAACUGCCGUACAGACAACCUCAUAAACCCUUUACAAAUCCACCCCGAAAGUCCUCACAAACCAACCCCCAAAAAAGAGAGCCUGAGCCAGUACCUAGUGAGCUGUUCACAGCUUGAGUGCCGGUCCUUCAGCUGCUACCUGCCCUCUGCUAACAUCAAUCAGGUCAACAUCACCCUGAGACUGUGGAAGCCCACCUUUGUCAGAGCGGAAUAUUCAACCGUGUCCAUGACAGUCCACGGCGAGUUGAAGAACCUGAACACAGAGCUCUUUGUUUUGAGUAAGAACAACGACGCCAGACUCGUCAAAGUGCAGGUGACUAAAACGUCCCUGAGUGGAAUCCCACUGUGGAUCAUCAUCCUCAGCAUUCUCAUAGGGCUGCUCCUGCUAGCACUGGUCAUCUUCGCUUUAUGGAAGUUUGGAUUCUUCAGGAGAAAAUCCAUGGAGGAGAUGAAAGAGGAGAUGAGGGAUGAUUGAGAGCCUCAGACCGACCCCACAUACACAGCAGAUCAUUCCACCCUCGAGCCUCCACGCUGUGCCAAGUAUCUGCUGUCCACCAGGGACCCCUGUGGUCCUCCUACGCCACCUGAACCCCACACGGAGCGGCCCUUAUUCCAACGCCAGAGUCUCACCUUCGGAGGGGAGCAUUCAGUAAUGCUCUCGCAGCACCAUGGACAAUGUAAUGUUCAAAUACUCAGCCAACUCAUAAAAGGGGACAAUGCCUGUUAUGGGACUUCAUGUUGGAACCCUGAAUCGGAGAUGUGGUCUGCAGGUCCCACUGUGUCUUUGUAUAUAUGCCAUGUGUUCCUGUCACUGUUUGACACGUUCGAUCAGAUUGUAAUAUGCGGAGUACAGUCUGAGGAGGCUUUCCCAACUUUUCACGAGCUUUUCACCGAACGAGUGCGAUUGUGCUUGUUGACCGCGUGAAAGCUACACUCUCACGUCCAAUGAUGCAAGGGCACACGAGCACACCUCACCAGCCCGCCCUGAGGUUCAUCAGGGCCCCUGAACUCUGCGUCUCCACGGCAGAGGACCAUCAUCCAUCAUACGGCAUCAAAGAACCUCAGGUUGUAACCCACGGCAGCACUGAUCUUUCCGCGUGACCCACGGCCACGUCCCUCUACACCAGACAACCUCCUGCGGGGGCCUGGCCCGGGUUCAAGGCCCACUGCAGACCUAGCUUCUUUUUUUUUCUUUUCUAACUUGAAACACUGUAUGUUGGUUCUGUGUCAAAUAUUGAACAUAGUUGUGCUCAUUUUUUUGGUGGCUGAGUCUGAGUUUUUCGGGGUUUUUUUUUUAGUCAUGCUUAUCCGUUUUUGGGCUCAUUCCCUCUCAGCUUUGAAGCUAAUGUUUUGGAUAAGACACUGAUCUGUUUCACAUGCAUUAUACCCUCAUCUGACUUUGAAAUUGAUUGUACUGUUAUUGUAAGUAUUUGUAAAGGUUAAACUGUACAUAGUCUGUGGGUUUUAUGUGCAAAGUGCAUCAUUUAAGAAGUUGAUUCUCAAAUGACUGAAAGACAGAAUUGGUAAUGACCCAUAACUUGCUACUCAGGUGAUGUAGUUAGUGCUAACUGUAAUGUGUCAGGUAAGCAUAUAAAUUGAGAAAUAGGUCUGCAAAAUAUGUAAAUACUGAAUUUAUGACUUACAUACGUACUGAAAUAUUGACCCAAUAAGCCCAUGUUUGUUUCCAUGUGAGACUUAUUAUUGUUGGUGAAAUGGACAGAUAUAUUUAUUCACCAAUAUUUUUAUUUUUGCUCUUUUUUUUUGCAUUUUUCCCCUUAAAUCGUCGGUGUUAAUUCUUCUUAAAGAUGAGAAACAUUGCUCAGAUAACCAGAUGACUGUCAAGUUGGCACUUCUGUGUGUAUUAAGUUUGCAGACAAUUAUCCAAAGUGACUUACAGUUCAGGUGUAUCAGUGCGUAUGCUUGGAUUCUCUCAGACUUCAACUUAUGACCUUGGUGUUCAUCUUUCACUUAUGGUAUCUCCAUAAUAACAUGUAGCAUGUUACCGUACCUGUUUCAAAAUCAGUCAACAAUAGGUUGAUUAUAGGUAUAUAAUAAGGUCAAAGGUCAAAAGUUGAUUGACAAUAGACCCAGACAGUACAGAACAAUGACAAUCAAACACAGCUAUUAUUCCUGCAUUUUUUGUCCACACUUUUUGAGUAAUUUGCACAGAAAAUCCUUAUUCGCCACUCAAUUGUAUUGUAUGUAAUUCUACAUCCAUGAUCAUUCACAUUUCACUGGUUUCAUCACACAAAGAGGUUUUUAAUAUGUAAACAAUGAUCUCGGGUCUCACUUGAGCUCCUUACCUUAAUAACUCACUGCUUUUUGUAACUACAAAAGAUUGUAGCCAUUAGUUCACAGUUGGAAAGUAGCCCAGCCUUAACAGUGUGCAAGUAGUCUGUUCAGCCUAACAGUACGCAUAAGUUUGUACUAAAUGUCUCAAUUUGUCAGUUGUUUGGUGCUAGUCCUUCCAAUUACCCUUUCAGCUACAAGACAACCAUAGAAACCAUUGCUGGUCUCUCUACGAACCCCUAGAAAAGCAUUGGCUAAUGUAUUAUGGACUUUGCAAUGCAUACUAGUCCAUUUCCUACAUUUUCCUAAAAUUGCGUACCCCAUUUGGCAAAAAAAAAAAAAAGAGAAACGUUGGUAUUUUGUAUUGUAUAUUCACAUUGUAUGUUUUCUAAGUUUGAUUACAUCUGAGCCAAAAAAACAUCAACCGUAGUAAAAGAUUUUCCAUGUUAAGUGUAUUCCAAUGUUGAGAGAAUAUUGCAGACACAAUGUAAAGUCAAACGUCUCCCUGUCAGACUUCAGACCUGCGCUCAGAGAGACUACAGAUAGGCAGCGAUGGGGGGGAUGUACCAGUCAUGGGCACUGCUGUGAAACUUCUAUGUAAUGCACUGGUUCAGCAUACUGUAUGUUUACUCCUCAGCACGGACCGAAGCAAAGAAAUAAAUGUCAUUGCACAUGCUUUGAAGAGAAUUAUGAAUGCAGAGAAAUAAAAAAUAUUUUUUUUUGUA